UUUCUCAUUUCGAACGUGAGAGCAGUUGAAAUUGUGUUUUGUAGUGUAGGAGUCGCAGUAUUGUUAAGAAAAUUUUAAAAUAUUGAAUGAAAAAUUAUAUUAAUAAAAAAGAUUAAUAGUGCUCGAAACAGUUUAAUUAUUACUAUUGCAUUUAGCAAUUAGUUGAAUAUAAUAAAGUGAAAUUAAACUAAAGUGUUCAAUAUAACUAAAGGAAAAAAUGGGGCUUAAUGGCUGCUGUUCUUGUGUUAAAUACUUGGUUGUUCUCAUAAACUUCCUAUUUUUGAUUAUUGGUUUAACAAUUGUGGUAGCAUCACUAUGGAUGAUAACUGAUCCAACAUUCUUACUCUCCAUGACACAACCUUAUAAUCAUUAUUAUAUAGCGCUCUACGUUUUCUUGGGCAUUGGUGUAUUGAUCACCAUUGGUGCCUUCUUCGGUUGCUGCGGCGUAAUUAAGGAAUCUGAGUGCUUAUUAGUAUCCUUCUUCUGCGUUAUACUCAUUGUUAUUGUUGCACAAAUUGCGGCAGGGGCUUGGGCAUUCCACAAUAAAGAUAAACUGGAUGAUAUUGUGCGUGCAUCGGUUAAAUUUUCUGUACAAGAGGAAUAUGGUCAAUCUAGUAUGAGUUCGCGCACUGUUACAUUUGAUACUAUACAGAAAAAUUUGAAAUGUUGCGGUGCUGAUGGACCUGGAGAUUGGGCAACUAGUCGCUUUAAUAAUGUUGAUCGCACCAAUAUUGUUGAUAUUGCUAUUUCAUCAAUGAACAUUUUUUAUAAUAUACCUGAAUCCUGCUGCAAGGAUGAUUUAGAAGAUAAUGUAUGUGAAAUGUCAAGAAAACUUAAAUUUGGCGGACCAUUACCGAAUGCAAUCUACCAACAGGGUUGUGUUGAUAAAUUGAUUGAAUUGAUUUAUGAAAAUUGGGUACUACUCUUUGGCAUUACUGCUGGAGUUGUAUUGCUCGAAUUGUUGGCUUUAACCUUCUCCUUAAGUCUUUGCUGUGCGGUACGAAACAAGCAUUAUAAAGCCUGAGAAUUACAGAACUCCCAAAGGGAAAUAAAUGAUGAUGAAAAAUAUUAGGAUGAUAUAGAGCGAAAUACGGCUGAGUUAAGAAAAAUGGUUAAGUGGAUAAUAUUUGAAUGAAAUCGAAAAGGAAUAUAAAAGCGAAAUCCAAAAAGAAAAUAAAAAAACAAAAAGUUUACAAAUAAAUCGUAAAAAUGCAAGAUUUAAAGAUUUACUGUAGUCCACAACUGAUUGCAGUAUUGAAAAUAAUAACAAAGGUAUUGGAGUUCACAUAAGGAAAUAAAUAUACAAUUCCAAAAUAUAAAAGUAAACACAAAUUUUUAAAAUAAUAGGAGAAAAUAGGAGAAAUUAUAAACAAAUUAACAUACCUUAACAAUAGAAUUGGAUAUUCAAAAUAAACUUGUAAAAACGUUGCAUGAAAUUCAGUUGCCAAGCUAACAAAGUAUUGCUAUACUUUUUAUGUGUAAAUUUCUACUUUGUCUAUCUGAUCACUUGGCAUCUUAAAAUACACAUUGAUUAGAAAAUAAUAUUUCCUAAAAAUCACAAUCAAACCAAAAUCGUUUCCAUUGAAAAAAAAUCACAAACUUACUUAAAUCAAAUAAAAAUCUCAAUAACUCGUGUUUUAAGGUAUAAAACACAAAUGAAUACAUAAAAAUAUUUUCUUAGAAUUAAGGGAAAUACAUGAAUAAUUAU
Molecule: messenger RNA, 1708 nt
Organism: Teleopsis dalmanni
Lineage: Eukaryota; Metazoa; Arthropoda; Insecta; Diptera; Diopsidae
Product: CD81 antigen-like
Exons: 5
Coding region: 218-1024 (268 amino acids)
Cellular component (GO): membrane
Source: RefSeq, a predicted model, not a curated record